Molecule: messenger RNA, 987 nt
Organism: Metschnikowia bicuspidata var. bicuspidata NRRL YB-4993
Lineage: Eukaryota; Fungi; Ascomycota; Pichiomycetes; Serinales; Metschnikowiaceae
Exons: 1
Coding region: 1-987 (328 amino acids)
Cellular component (GO): plasma membrane
Source: RefSeq, a predicted model, not a curated record
AUGUCCGACAGUUACGAGGAAGCCCCUAUUGUCAAGGAGUCCGUUGGCUACGUAAAGCCUGAAAUGGUUGUCAAAAAUUUUGCGAAGACCUAUCCCACCCCACCCAUGGAUUCGUACCAACGUUUUAUCCUGAACAUGGGUAAGCUUUUCGGGUGUUGCGGUGUUUUCUGCUGCUUCUGCCAAAAUCCCUAUGAGACUGUCGAUCAGGGUGAGGUUGGCUUGGUGCAAACUUUCGGAGCGUUAGCGAGAACUGUCGAGCCCGGCACGUCGUAUGUCAACACAUGGUCUGAGCAAUUGACACGUGUCAACAUCAAAAUCAACACUCAAGAGCUUCCUUCACAGUCCUGUUUCACACGUGACAACUUGUCAGUGGCUAUUACCUCGGUCGUUUACUACAACAUCAUCGACCCGCAAAAGGCUAUUUUCUCGAUCUCCGAUAUUCACAAGGCCAUUAAUGAGAGGACGCAAAAUACCAUGCGUGACGUAAUUGGAAACCGCACUUUGCAAGACGUUGUUGAGAAGAGAGAGGAAAUCGCUGAAUCGAUUGAGCAGGUGAUCAGCAAAACCGCCUCGGAAUGGGGUGUCAAUGUCGAGUCGAUUUUGAUCAAGGACUUGACGUUGCCUCACAGCGUCCAGGACUCUUUUGCAAAGGCAGCUGAAGCCCGCAGAAUUGGAGAGGCCAAGAUUAUCAAUGCCAAGGCUGAGGUGGAGAGCGCCCGUCAAAUGAGAAAGGCCUCUGACAUCUUGUCGUCGCCUGCAGCUUUACAAAUCAGGUAUUUGGACGCAUUGCAGAACAUGAGUAGAAACCCCGGAACCAGGGUCAUUUUCAUGCCAAGCGCAGACUCAAUUGAAAAGAUUGUGCAUUCUCAAGGCAUGAACCAGGGCCCAAAUGUGCCUGCACGAAUCCCCGAGGAAACGCAAUCUCAGAGCUCUGAAAGGAAUAUGGUGGAAACUUUGCUGAUGCAAGAGGCAUUCAGAGAUGUGUAG